AUGGAUGCGCUUGAUAAAAACUCACUCCAAGCUUCUGGUUUGCCUCUAGCCUUUUAUGGAACAGUCAUCCAUUCUAGAAGCUUGGAAAGUCUCGAGAUUCUCGAAAAGUGCUUUCUGUUGGUGGAUAUCUCAGGAAGAAUUCAAGAACUCCAAUCUGGAGUCGACCCCAGUCAAAUCAAUACCAUCAUUUCAGAUCUGGGAUAUACACCUGAUGUGUUUCCUGUGAAGUAUUUGGAGCAUGGUAAAUUCCUAUGUCCGGGCUUCGUGGACACUCACAACCAUGCGCCCCAAUGGGCACAGCGCGGGGUGGGUCGUGGCAAGGCUCUACUAGACUGGCUUAAUGAGGUGACAUUUGCGCAUGAGGCCAAAUUUGCAGAUUCCGAGUAUGCCGAGCGCAUGUACACCUCUUGUGUCACGGGGUUACUCUCCCAAGGAAUAACUACGGCAUCGUACUAUGCUUCCCUCCACGGAAAAGCAACCCAAAUUCUGGCCAAUAUUUGCCUCGACAAGGGCCAGCGUGCUCUUAUUGGCAAGUGUAACAUGAAUCGCAACUCGCCAGACUGGUACAGGGAUGAAUCAGUCGAGGGUUCCCUCCAUGAAACUCGCGAGCUGAUCCAGCAUAUUCAAAACAUUGAUCCGGAAAGCCAGCUACUGAAGGCCAUUUUAACACCCAGAUUUGCAAUCUCCUGCGAGCCAGAUCUUUUGUCAGGCCUCGGUGUGAUUUCCCAGGAGUAUCCUGAUCUGCCAAUUCAAACUCACUUCAAUGAGGCCCAGCAAGAAAUGAGCUUCACCCGCCAGCUUUUCCCCGAGUUUCGAACAGAGACCGAGCUUUACAAGCACUUCGGGUUGUUGAAUGAGCGAUCUAUCUUGGCCCACUGUAUCUUUCUAGAAGAGCAGGAGAUGCAGACUAUCGAAGAUCUUCGCUGCGGAGUUGCUCACUGUCCGAUCUCUAAUACCACAAUGGAUGCGUUCAUGGUAGCACCAAUAAGAGAGUAUCUACGUCGGGGUAUCAAAGUUGGCCUUGGAACAGACUGUGGCGGCGGUCACGCUAUAUCGAUGCUGGAAUGCAUGAAACAGGCAUUUGUCGUUUCUAACGCGCGACAGAUGCUCACACAAGGCCAAGAUCCUGCAUUGUCCUUACCCGAAGGUAAGACUGGGAACUUUGCGAUUGGAAAGGAAUUUGACGCGCUUGAGGUUCACACCGUGGAUUUGGAGGGUGCUAUGACCCCUGUUGAAGAAGAAGACUCGAUCUCGGUCAUAUUUGAGAAAUGGAUCAUGACGGGUGACGAUAGGAAUAUCGCCAAGGUUUACGUACGUGGCAGAUCAGUGAAAUUGUGA
Penicillium taxi is the source of this 1338-nucleotide messenger RNA. RefSeq names its product putative guanine deaminase. Gene Ontology annotation, molecular function: guanine deaminase activity; zinc ion binding. Bases 1 to 1338 code for a protein of 445 amino acids. Lineage: Eukaryota; Fungi; Ascomycota; Eurotiomycetes; Eurotiales; Aspergillaceae. The transcript has 2 exons. The record is from RefSeq and is a predicted model, not a curated record. Gene Ontology annotation, cellular component: cytosol. Gene Ontology annotation, biological process: guanine metabolic process.